GGAAUUAUUCAAGUGGAUAUUUGGAGACUAUAUCUGCACGAUCGGAUGCAUUCAACUUUCGUUUAGUUUCCUCCGCGUCUAGUUAUUGAAUAUCAUACCACCUUCCUCAAUUCACUUCAACGCCGAACCCAAAGAACGUUCUGGAAUACAAUAUCUUUGGGCGUCAAUAUUCUUCAAUAAUUUGAAGAUUUUGGGGUUCGCUUUUUGAAAAUGGGUCUAGUCAAUUUAGGUCAUGAAGCAGAUCCCAUCCUCACCAGGAUUGUUGACGAGGAUAAGGUGGCAUGGUGGAGAAAAAGAAAUCUAAGGAUCUUGUAUCUUCUGCUAUAUCCAACAUGUAUGGGAAUUGAGAUGACGUCGGGGUUCGACUCUCAGAUGAUCAAUGGAUUACAGUUUAUUCCUUCUUGGAAUGAAUACUUUGGUGAGCCGACGAUUGAUGGGGCUGGGAAGUCGACGUAUGCUUUGAAGGCAGAGCUCUUAGGUAUUGUGGCUGCGGCAUACAGCUUAGGUGCUAUUUUGUCGGUGCCCUUUGUACCAAUGCUUGCUCAACGUUUUGGUCGUAGGUGGUCCAUCAUGUUUGGGUCCAUUGUGAUGGUUGUUGGGUCAUUCCUUCAGGGCUUCUCCAUCAAUGCUGCGAUGUACAUCGUUGCCAGAAUGUUUCUUGGAUUCGGUAUUGUUUUUGCAAUUGUCUCUGGCUCAGCCAUGCUUGGUGAAUUAGCAUACCCAAAAGAAAGGCCAAUUAUGACUUCUCUCUUCAAUGCAUCUUGGUUUGUAGGAUCGUUGAUCGCUUCCGGAAUUACUGUUCGAACUGCAACAAUCAAUACAGAUUGGGGAUGGAGAAUUCCAUCUCUUCUUCAAGCCUGUCCCUCGCUUAUCCAGAUAAUCUUCGUCUUUUUCCUACCAGAAAGUCCUCGGUACCUUAUUAGCAAAGACAGACGAGAUGAAGCAUUUGAUAUCUUAGUUAAGUAUCAUGCAGAAGGACAUCGCGAUUCUGUAUUCGUUCGUGCUGAAAUGGCGCAGAUUGAAACAACGAUCAAACUAGAAGUAGAAGCUUCUAAACAAUCUUGGAUGUCAAUGUUAAGUACUCCUGGAAUGAGACGUCGGGUAUUUCUCGCUUCUGCUAUGGGAGUCUUCACGCAAUGGUCUGGCAAUACUUUGAUCUCAUUUUACCUGUCCAAAAUCCUUGCCAUGAUAGGUUACACGGAUACCAACACAAAAACUAUGAUAAAUCUUGGGUCAACAGCCUGGUCUUUCUUCACGGGAACCUUAACCGCCCUCAUAGUACCACGCUAUAAACGCCGCACUAUGUUUUUACUCUGUGCUUCUAGUAUGUUCUUUGUGUAUAUAGCGUGGACGGUUAGCAUGCAACGAGCCAUGGUAGCAUAUGAAGCCCAUCGACCCAACAAAGCUGCUGCCAUCGCCACACUAUUUUUCAUUUUUCUCUACUCGCCUUGUUAUAAUAUUGGGAACAAUGCACUUGCAUAUAGUAGCCUACCUAGUAGAACUCUUCCCCUACGCGGAUCGUUCUCGCGGCAUCUCCAUCGAACAAUUUUUCGUCCGAGCCGCUAAUUUCUUCACCACCUACGUGAAUCCUAUCGGUAUGGGCAAAAUUGGUUGGAAAUACCUUAUUAUGUAUUGUGUGACCAUUUGUAUUGAGAUAAUAGUGAUUUACUUCUUUUAUCCUGAGACCCAGGGGCGCACAUUGGAAGAACUUGCUUUUCUAUUUGAAGACAGCGCAUUAGCAGAGAAAGCUACCGUGGCUGUGGAGAAAACGAUACAUUUUGAUCACCGUGAUGAGGCAAAGACUGCGUAAAACUGAGGCUAAUACCCUUGCACUCAAUUGCGUGGGAACGGGUCAAUAUCGCAUUCGUACAUACUGCACGAUUUUUCUCAAAAGGAAUUUUUGGUACUUCACAUUUCUUUUUUUGUUUCUUCAACGAACCCCUAUUUUUCAGGGGGUUUUCUGGUCCUUUCAGAUGUUUUUUUUUUUCGACAAUAUAUAUCUUCGGUAUGGAUAGACAUCCAACUACAACUAACUGUCCUUCAAAAUCAAAAAGUAAGCUUCACA
Botrytis cinerea B05.10 is the source of this 2065-nucleotide messenger RNA. RefSeq lists its product as hypothetical. The record is from RefSeq and is a predicted model, not a curated record. Gene Ontology annotation, cellular component: membrane. Gene Ontology annotation, molecular function: carbohydrate:proton symporter activity. Lineage: Eukaryota; Fungi; Ascomycota; Leotiomycetes; Helotiales; Sclerotiniaceae. Gene Ontology annotation, biological process: transmembrane transport; carbohydrate transport. The transcript has 7 exons. Bases 211 to 1566 code for a protein of 451 amino acids.